This is a messenger RNA of Mugil cephalus (flathead mullet), 908 nucleotides long. RefSeq names its product RPA interacting protein (gene rpain). Bases 95 to 811 code for a protein of 238 amino acids. The record is from RefSeq and is a predicted model, not a curated record. Gene Ontology annotation, cellular component: nucleus; PML body. Gene Ontology annotation, biological process: protein import into nucleus. Lineage: Eukaryota; Metazoa; Chordata; Actinopteri; Mugiliformes; Mugilidae. The transcript is spliced from 7 exons.
AUAUACUUCCGGGGCAUGCGCGGUUAAAAGCUGAAAUGGUUUGAUUAUAGACAUACUCCGACUGUAGUCGGUCAGUAACACUACCUUCUUAUUUAUGCUAACUUGUCCAACACUAACAGCACUUUUAAUGGACGCUCUGCACAGACACCGCUCACUUUAUAAAGGCACGACUCCGCCAUGGAAAGACACGUACAGAAAACGAUGUAUAGACAGGCUGAAAAACAGCCGGUCCAGACUGCUCGACAGAUACCGACAGGCGGGAGAGAAUCAGCAGCGAAGCGGCUCCGGGGCCUCCACCAUCGUCCAGGAGGUGAUGGAGGAGGAGUGGAGCGCCCUGCAGUCUGAGGACCGGAGGCUACCGUCGCUGUGGGGGCCAGAGGGGUUGACAGAGAUGUUCAGUCUCACGAAGGAGUACGAUGAGCUGGCGGUGCUUGAUGAAAUCCAACAGGAGCUCAUGUCUCACGAAAUGUCUAUUAUUGAAGAGUACGAGAGGAACCUGCAGUUUGAGCAGCAGUACAUAUCGUCCGUCGUGGAGGGGAUGGAGGAGAUGCAUAUUAUUUGCCCCAUAUGUCACAUGAACAACUUGAACGUCAACAGCCAUUUCAUCUCCUGCAUAUGUGGACUUUAUAUAAACACUAAGAAACGAAACAUCACCUUCGAUGUCCUGCAGCGUCUUCUGGAGUCCAGAAUGUCGGAGCACAUGGACGACUGUCUCCACAACCCUGUUUUCUUUGUAGCUCCCAACACGGAAAGCUCCCCCAACCUGAUGAUAAGUUGCAAGGUGUGCGACUACCUGUCCAUUGUCUUGUGAGUCCAGACUGUCAGGGUGACUUUAUAUGGGAGGUUUUGACUUUAUUUGUGUGUGUGUGUUGUAUAUUUUGUGAAAUAAAGAAUAUUUUGAUAUUAAA